This is a messenger RNA of Thunnus maccoyii (southern bluefin tuna), 3873 nucleotides long. RefSeq names its product protein GPR108-like. The transcript is spliced from 18 exons. Gene Ontology annotation, cellular component: membrane; Golgi apparatus. Gene Ontology annotation, biological process: transport. Lineage: Eukaryota; Metazoa; Chordata; Actinopteri; Scombriformes; Scombridae. The record is from RefSeq and is a predicted model, not a curated record. The coding region runs from base 516 to 2243 and encodes 575 amino acids.
AAUUAGUACAAGGUGCAGUCAGGACUUCUGAAGUGAAAAACUCCGUUCUUUGACAGAAAAAUAACACACAACCAGGGGUUGUUCAUACAGAAAGCGUCUAUAAAUCACAAUUGUUCAGCUCUCGUAACUUUUGGUGCACGAUAUCGCCUCUUGAAUCAUAAAUGUGGCAAUUUAACGGAUGUAAGCCUACAGCGGAUGACGUUUCUGUCCGUACCUUGAUGAAUGUUUGGGUCCUUGUUCAACACCAGGAAGCGAGCUCUUGCCAUCUACAAGCUAGCUGUUACCGUACGCGAUGAAAGCACAAAAGAAUCGGAAAACAUUACAUAAAUGGAUAUAAUUUGAUAUUACGACGUAAUUAAAGAGCUGAUACACGGAGUUUAAAGAUUAGCAUCACUGUAACUCGCCUCGUUUACGGUUUAGACUGCCAGCUAGCUUGCCAUUGAGCCAUCUGGUAAGAUUGUCGCUCGCUAACAUUAGCAGUCAGUUGCCGUUAGCAGGUUGGUUACUGCCUGGGGAUGGCUGUGGCACACAGAGGAUGUGUCGUGGCUGGAUAUUUAUUCCUAUUUCUUCUGGCUGGAUGCAAGGCGAGGAUACACAAGCUCGCCCUAAAGAAUGAAACUCGGUUUGUCGUCCACCUCAACACCUUUGGUUUCUAUGCUAAUGGGACUCUAGAUGUCAGCCUGCUUUCUCUGCGCCUCCCAGAACAGCUGGUGAACUACAGCAAGUACCCUGUUGGUUUCAGCCUCUCCAGAUCACGUGUGAGUGGAGUCCUGUCCUACACAGCGGAGGAGACGGAGACGUGCCCGCUCACUUUCACAAAGUCAACCAACAAUGAGCCACUCAUUCUUUUUCUUAUUGAUGUCAGCAACCUCAGUGUCAAUGUAAGAGCACUAGGUGACCAAGACAACACCUUGAGAGCAAAACUGAAGGCAGAGAUGCCACCUUCCAAAGACAAAGGUCAGAGGAAAAGGAGGGCUGUAGAUCCUCAGCAGCCUACUGAGAAAACAAAAGUGGGUAAACCAUCAGAUGAUGCAGCCGGGCCAGAAAAAUUAGAUGAGAAACCAAAUGGCAGUGUGGAUCAGAACAAAGCAGAGAUAAAAGAAGAAAAGACAGAGGUUGCAGUAGAAGCUAAGAAAGUGGAGGAAAAUGAAUUCCAGCUUGGGAAGACCAACCAGCUGACUUUAGCUUUGGAGAAAGUCAACGGCUCCUACAACUUCAGAUUCCACAUGGAGGUCGGGUUGCUGGCCGAGGGUCUGUACAAUUUCAACUUCCACUACUGUCAGAACAUGGUGCCUGGAAUCGACCUGCCCUACUCGUUCACCGUGGAAGUGACAGAGAAGAAUCCAGGAGGCUACUUGUCUGCGGCAGAAAUCCCCCUCUCUCGCCUUUACAUUUGCAUGGCCGGAGUCUUCUUCACCGCCGCCAUGAUCUGGGUGUACACGCUCAUGAAGCACAGGUACAGCGUGUUUAAGAUCCACUGGCUGAUGGCAGCACUGGCCUUCACCAAGUCCAUUUCACUGGUUUUCCAUAGUAUCAACUAUCACUUCAUCAACACUGAGGGGCAUCCUAUCGAAGGCUGGGCUGUCAUGUAUUAUAUCACACAUCUGCUCAAGGGGGCUCUCCUGUUCAUCACACUGGCACUGAUCGGCACCGGCUGGGCUUUCGUUAAAUACAUCCUGUCUGACAAGGAAAAGAAGAUCUUCAUGAUUGUCAUCCCUCUGCAGGUCCUGGCUAAUGUGGCCUACAUCAUCAUCGAGUCUACAGAGGAAGGCUCCAGUGAAUACGCUCUGUGGAAGGAGAUCCUCUUUCUGGUCGACCUCAUCUGCUGCGGAGCCAUCCUUUUCCCUGUCGUCUGGUCUAUCCGUCAUCUACAAGAGGCCUCUAGCACCGAUGGCAAAGCUGCCAUGAACUUGGAGAAGCUCAAGCUCUUCCGGCAUUAUUAUGUGAUGAUUGUGUGUUAUAUCUACUUUACGAGGAUCAUAGCCAUCCUGCUCAAGGUCACCAUGCCUUUCCAGUGGCAGUGGUGCUAUGAGUUUCUGGUAGAGGUGUCUACUCUGAUCUUUUUCGUGUUGACGGGCUACAAGUUCAGACCAGCGUCCAAUAACCCCUACCUCCAGCUUCCCCAGGACGAGGAGGACGUAGAGAUGGAUGAAGUAGUGACCGAGUCAGGUGCACUGGAGGGUAUUUCCAAAGUGAAGAAGACAUCUAACGGACGCGAGCGCCAGAAAGAGUCCACCUUGUGAGCGAGAGGCUGCAUAAUUUGGGAGGGACCCACUAAACAUCACCCCAGGCCCAGCUGGUACAAAAGGGGGUGCACAUGGACCAAGGCUUCCCACCCCCCACAGUGACAGCUUUCCUUUUGAAACUCUUAAAGUGGUUGCAGUGGUCAUGCCCACUGUCUGGCUAUGCAAAAAAAAAAAAAAAAAAAAAAGACUAACUUUGUUGGACGCUCUCCAUUUUUCCUUGGAACAAUCCACCCAGAAUCUCUGAAAGGUUUCAGGAUGAGACGGGCUCCUGCCACAUCGGAAGGGUGGAGGAACGGAAGAGAGCUCCGAUGUUCUUUACAGUUUUUUCAUUUCUUUCUUUUUCUUUAUCUCACUCACUCUCUCUCUUUCUCUCUCUCUCUCUCUCUCUCUCUCUCUCUCUCUCUUGCUCUCCAAAGAAAAUUAUCAUUUUAGAGAAAGACUUGCUUUUGGGUGUGUUUAUAUCAGCUAUUUAAAAAUGGUACUUCUGCGAGCCUAUUAGCUGUAUACCUUUUUGUGUGUGGUGUGAGUACACGUGUGUGUGGAUGUCAGACAACACGAGAUUCGGACACAAUUGUGUUUCUCUUUUUUUUUCCUUUAUCGGAGACGAUAGCCCGUACUCAGGUAAAAGGCUAAUCAGUAUAUUUAAAAAAUUUAAGCAACACAUUGUUUCUCUCUCCCACUAUUCAGGGGUCAGUAAUGUCCAUUCGGUCAUUAUACAGUACAACUUCAUCACCACGCAGAACAGUAUAUGUUACUUUUUUCUGAUAUAAUUGAUUUGUAUAUUGAAAUAUAUGGAUGUUAGAGGUUGUAUAUUUCAAUAUAUUUACUUAUUGCAUAUUGAAAUAUGUUAUAUUUCAGUAUUAUUGUUUAUGUUGGAGAGGUGUAAGAGGUCCUUCCAGUUCAUUACGUGGACCGCUGCUGUAAUUUAGUGCUUUAGUGGUUGAGGUCAACUCCAUCUCUGUGAAUUCAGCCCAGAUGGUAACAUGUGGACCUCUUAAUGAAUAAACAGGUUUUUGGAUCAUUCUCUCCAAUAACCAGAGCAGUGGCCCUAAUUGUGUUCAAAGACUGCCUUUGUUUUUUUUUUUCCCCCUUUUUGGCCAUUCUGUGCCAAUCUGGGCAGAGAAGUGACCUAACUGAUCAUUUUUGCAUUUGUCUGCUUUUGGUUUUACCUUUCUGCUCUUGAUGUGAAGCUUAUUUUAUUAAUUAUUGACGACUUAUCGGUUAUGAAAGAUCAGAAACGUGUGCAGCCGGGCAGGUAGAUGGCCAUUUGUAAAUAAUUUACGAGGGGAGGCACAUAACACUUUCAUAAGAACUGUGUAGAAGCUUUAUAGACGGUGUUUCAGACAAUAAUGACACAAGUUCAAUUUCAAUUAAAGAUUUUUUGAUUCCUUUUGAUAGAUGGAGAGGAGAGUAAAUGUGAGGAAUCAAAGAAAGACUACUGAGAUUUACCUACAGGCACUCCUGUGCAGGGAUGACAGAGCUAAAACAGUGUUUACAGACUGUUGAUGUGUUUUAUGAGAGUAAACAGUCAGUAAAGGUUAGGAGAAGGUUUCCUGCUUGUUACAGAGGGCUGUUUGAUGUCUAUGUGAACUGUCACAAUAAAGCUGGUGUUCUGGAAAAGUCUCAA